AUGUACGACUGCUCGGUCUGUCCAGCCACGCGCAGCGUGGAGCAAGGGAAUAAGAGGGCUCGGAUGCAAGCUCUGGUAGCGGUGGACUCGCUGGAUCCUCCAGCCACGCUGAGCGGAUGGGUUCUCUUGGGGUCGAUACUGGAGAGUCACGUCGGAGUUUUCAUACCGAGGUGUUUGCAGGGGCCGUCCGUGAAAGUUGUUGUGGAAACUCUGGUGUUUGCUUUGGAUGCAUAUCCUCCUUUGUCGCUCCCUCUAAUAUGGGAGAUACACGGGGAUGAAAUAGAAAUCUCGCUCAGUCAACCCGUCAUGAUACAGCUCUUCCGCGGGCUAAACGUGUGGAAGAGCCAUCAGGGACCACUCGGAAUGACUUUCGAUUUCUUCCACGUCCCCGCCAACAAGUUCAUCCCUGCGUGUCUGCGUCCCCAAGUACCCUUUCGCCUCGCCUUCCCUCUCCAGUACACGCCUGUCUUCAAAGACUCAGCGGUAUCUAUCACCGUGCAUGCCGACAAAUACGCUGGUGGCCAGAGGCCUAUGCCUCCCAUGUGCUCCAUGAAGGCCGAAUUCUUGGACUUCGACUUUGUCUGUCCUGUGGACUUGCCGCAGCCCCGCAAAUGUCUUAAGGCCAAGUGGAGAAUCGAGCACCGUGGCAGCCCCCAAGGAACUGUUGCGGUGCGACCUCUCAUGGGCGAAGACGGGUGUACAGUGGAGAACCUCGUGACGCUCGACCCAGACCCGGACUUGGACUCGGACUUGAAUUCGGACAGAUCAGAGGCGGUAAAUGGUGUGGUUGCAACGGCUGUUGCUUAUGGCGUAGAGGAACUGGACGCAGUGGAGAUCUGGGAGAUUCUCCCAGGAGGCAAGGAGAUCCCAUACGUCGAGGGCGAGAGGGCCGCUGAGGAGUUUCAGCGUUCGGAGGUGGAGGUCUGGGAGAUCAGGCCCAACGGCUUUCUUGUUCCCUGUAUUUAUCUCUUUCAACUGCUUGGGUUUGCUCAAAUUCGCUUUUACCUGUGUUGCUCGCCACUUCCCCUCCCAUUCUUCACUAUGGCUGGCAUCUACAUCGAUCGGAGAGUCCUCCCCAUCAUUGCUACCCACAGAGCUCCUACCAUCAGCUCCGUGGAGUACUUUGGAGCCACCCAGCUAUGCCCCUUCAAGACCGGUCUAGCUCACAUUACCGUCAUGUGCCUGGACAGGGCACACAUAGGAGAAUUAUAUGACUAUCCGACGGAUGAGGAGCGGCGCCUCAUUCUCGAGGACGUCGACGCAACGAGGCAGACGGACGACCCGAUUAGGCUGGGAGGGUGGGUGUUUCUGGGGGCGGUCGCGCAGUUCUACGCCGACCAGAACGCCUCUUCGCCCAUCAGCAUCCCACUCCUCUGCGAGAUAGGCCCGUUCGGGCUGCAGAUCGAAAUACCCGGUCCAGCCCACCAACCGCUCAUGCAGCAGGUGUUUCCGGGCCUAAAUCCGUGGAAGGAUUCGGAGGAACGCCGCAGCUCCUUGGGCGUGACCGGAUUCGACCUCUACGAUGUCGACCAGGAGACGUUCUACCCGACGAUCUUGAGAGGGAACGUCCCCAUACGCUUCAAUUUGCCCCUCCAGCAGAUGCCAAUCUUCAAGCUCUCCCAUGUGGGCACGACGCCCAAGGUUUACAGCUACGCCCACGGUAUCUACCCUGACAUCAAACCGCUGUGCUCCAUGAAGCGUCAGUUCAUGGACCUGGAGUACGUCUGGCCCCAGCUUCCCCUUCCACGCGCGUACAUGGAGGCGCAAUGGAGUGUCGUUAAUGCCGGACCCCUCGGAAUCGUGGCCCAGCGCCCUGCCUUGGACGAACCCGGCUGCACGGUCGUAGUACCUCAGAAUUGGCCGGUGGCGGAUGAUCACGCUGACGAGAACAGCGGCAGCAAUGAUGCGGGGGAGGAAGCGAUGGAGACGGACGAUCCAAUGGGAUACUUUGACUGGAACGACGAGGGGUUCAAGUUCAUUGGGCAAGAGGAUUUCUAG
Fomitopsis serialis is the source of this 1998-nucleotide messenger RNA. RefSeq lists its product as uncharacterized. The record is from RefSeq and is a predicted model, not a curated record. The coding region runs from base 1 to 1998 and encodes 665 amino acids. Lineage: Eukaryota; Fungi; Basidiomycota; Agaricomycetes; Polyporales; Fomitopsidaceae. The transcript has 5 exons.